Vidua chalybeata is the source of this 974-nucleotide messenger RNA. RefSeq names its product INO80 complex subunit E-like. Gene Ontology annotation, biological process: chromatin remodeling. Gene Ontology annotation, cellular component: Ino80 complex; nucleus. The transcript has 7 exons. The record is from RefSeq and is a predicted model, not a curated record. NCBI's taxonomy places the organism in Eukaryota, Metazoa, Chordata, Aves, Passeriformes, Viduidae. The annotation marks the transcript as partial.
GGUGAAAAAGCUGAAUUUUGGAGGGGGGGGAAAACCCCAAAUUUUGGGGCAAAAAAGGAGCAGGAAUGUUUCCAGGAGGAGCUGAGGAGGGCCCAGCGCAAACUCCUGAAGGUGUCCCGGGAUAAAAGUUUCCUCCUGGAUCGGCUCCUCCAGUACGAAAACGUCGACGAUGAUUCCUCAGACUCGGAGGCGACGGCGUCGUCCGACAACAGCGACGGGGACGGCGCCAAGGGGGCGGAGCCAACGCCCGCCAAGAGGCGCCGCUCGCCGUCCCCUCCCCCGCCGGCCUUUGGCCCCUCCCCCUACAUGAUGGCGUCGCCGCCCUACAGCCCCUUCCCGGCGUCGUUCCCGCCCCUCCCCCCGCAGGGCGGGGCCCGGCCACGCCCCUCCCCCGCCCGGCGCAGCAAAGGGACACGGAGGGGGCAGCCCCCUCCCGCCCCUCCCCCGCUGACCUUCGCUGGGGGCGGGGCCGGGGCGGGGCUGUCCGGGGGGCGUGGCCCGGGCUCGCCCCUCCCCCCGCCGGCGCUGGCCCCGCCCCCCGCCCCGCCCCCCGUGCCCCCCACGCUCCCGCGGCGCCUCCUGAGCGACCCCGGAGAGGGGGAGGGGGAGGGCAGCGACGACCCCCUGGACGGGGACGACGAGCUGGUCAUCGACCUGCCCGAGUGACCACCGAGUGACCAGCGAGUGACCAGUGACCAGCGACCUGCCCGAGUGACCACCGAGUGACCAGUGACCAGCGAGUGACCACCGAGUGACCAGUGACCACCGAGUGACCAGCGAGUGACCACCGAGUGACCAGUGACCAGAGACCUGCCCGAGUGACCACCGAGUGACCAGAGACCUGCCCGAGUGACCACCGAGUGACCACCGAGUGACCAGUGACCAGAGACCUGCCCGAGUGACGAGAGUGACCAGCGAGUGACCACCGAGUGACCAGUGACCACCGAGUGACCAGUGAGUGACCAGUGACCAGC